GAUAUAUGACUGCAGUCCGCGCAGCAUGCUCCGCCUCCGCCGCAUUCUGCACCAAGGCUUUUUGCUGGCUCGUGUUACACUUGACGUCCCCAUCAAGAACUUUAUCGCUUAACGUUAGUAGUCUCCGUCUCGUGUCGCUGUCUCACGGUGUUGCACUUGAGUCGACGUCUCCAUCAAGGAAUUUGACGUGCUAGCUACUUAAGCUAGCUAGCUUAGUUGCCAAGGAAGGCUGUCGCAGUUUGACGGUGUUGCACUUGAGUCGACGUCCCAUCAAGGACUUUGAUCCCUCAUUCAUCUGAGUAGCUGACAAGAGAAGUUAUGCUUUUCGUCAGGGCCGUUUGGAAUGAAAAUGGGAAGGAAAUGGAGGGGACCAUCCCUGAUGCCUGGGUUAAUGUAGCUGAGAAAACCCUUCGAUGGCCAAAGACGAGGGCAAAAUAUUGUUUUGACAACCAUGUGGCUCCUAAGGAGGACUGGGAAACUUUCCCAUUGUUGAAAGUAAAAAUUACCUCAGAAAGUUUCCAUGAGUGUGAAGACUACGAUCAAACCAGCCAUGCUGAACUAUGUGAAGAAGAUGAAGACGAAGAGGUUGUAGUCAAAAAAAGGAUGAAAAAAACAAAACAGUUUGACGAUUUUGUUGAAGGAUCUGACCUGUCUGAGGCGACUGCUGAGGAGGAUGAUAAAGAAAAGCGGAAAGGAGAUUCCAGUCCAAUAAUUCCAGUAUUUCCCACCCCACCAAUCAAGUUAAAGAAUGUGGGCGUCGACAGAUCAAAUAGUGGUUCACCCAGGUCUGCGGGCCGUGACAGGUCAACUGGUCGUACAGCCAGGUCUGCAGGCCGUGACAGGUCAACUAGUCGUUCACCCAGGUCUGCGGGCCGUGACAGGUCAACUAGUCGUUCACCCAGGUCUGCAGGCCGUGACAGGACAACUAGUCGUACAGCCAGGUCUGUGGGCCGUGACAGGACAACUAGUCGCACACCCAGGUCUUUGGACCGCGACAGGUCAACUAGUGUUUUGGGUUCCACAGAUUCGUCCAGGUCCAGGUCCAGGUCUGUGGGCCGGGACAGUUCAAUUAGUUGUUCAUCCAGGUCUGUGGGCUGGGACAAUUCAAGCAGUCGUGUACACAGGUCCCAGGCUGUGGAAGGUCUUUCACAUGAAAUGUCCAGUUAUAAUAGGGAUGUGCCAACCACAUUCCCCCUGUCAGAAGCGAAAUUCCAAAAAAUAGUGCUGACAAAGCUGGUGACUCUCACUGAUGAGGUCAAACAACUCCAGAGGAGCAUGCCUAAAUCUAGCAUUGAGAUCAUAAAGAUUAACACCUUGGAAGAGUUCGAGAGGGAGGAGGCUUCUCUUCUGGAUAAAAACAAAUUUGAAACCUUGGUUUGUCAGCUGGCAAGAGUGGGUGGGAAAGAUGUAAAGGACUGCACGCACAAAGUGAUGGACAGGCUCUUCACCAACAACCUAAUGACACUGUUUAAUUUGAAAGGGAAGGGAAAAAAAGAUAAAAUUGGGCUCGAAGACAAGAAAUUGUUUUCAGCAAUAAAAGCUGCUGUCAUGAAAUGGGACGCAGCUGCCACAGAGGCCCAAAUAAAGUCGGCGGCAUCGGACCACCUAAAACAUGCCCCUGGGAGAGUAGGGGGUGGUGGUUAUAAAUAAAUAAAUAUACUGUGCUAAUAUUACAAAAUUUUAUAGCACUUUUAUUUUACUUUACUGUUCUGACUUUUAAGUUUUAUUAUGUUAUUGUGUUAAUUUAUACUUGCUGUUCUUGUUUUAAGUAUUAGUGUGUUGUUGGUUUAAUUUAAACUGCUGUUCUGGUUUUAAGUUUUUCUAAAUAUUACUAAUAAAAAUAUAUUUUGAAAUUUAAAUAGUUGAUUUCUUGAAGUGAUCAGUUUGUUUACAGAAAAAUGGUAAGCAGUUUAUUACAAUUAUAUUGAUAAGAUACAAAAAUGCAAGACUAGUAUAUAAACUAAAAAAUUAUUCAAUUGAAUAAUCAAUAUAAUCCAUAUUCUUUCAAAUAAUUUAGGUCUAUGGUCUGUCUGCAGUUUCAUGACACGACAACCAUUAACAAUGAGUAACUGGGUUUUUCUCAGUGAGAACUAACUCACUCAACGCCAUUGUUUGAAGUAAACAUUUUUUAUUUUUUAUUUUGAUCCUUGCAAAUAUGUCCAGAUGGGAUUUCCAUGUUAAUAGAAGCCUUUCUUAACAGAAUCUUAACAGUCAUCUUUGACAUUUCUACAGAAAACGCAUCUAAUACAACUUUUAUUCU
Sander lucioperca (pikeperch) is the source of this 2260-nucleotide messenger RNA. RefSeq lists its product as uncharacterized. The transcript has 23 exons. Bases 319 to 1650 code for a protein of 443 amino acids. The record is from RefSeq and is a predicted model, not a curated record. NCBI's taxonomy places the organism in Eukaryota, Metazoa, Chordata, Actinopteri, Perciformes, Percidae.